This is a messenger RNA of Coregonus sp. 'balchen', 7548 nucleotides long. NCBI's taxonomy places the organism in Eukaryota, Metazoa, Chordata, Actinopteri, Salmoniformes, Salmonidae. The record is from the annotation of a GenBank genome assembly.
AUGGGGAUCCAGGGACUGUUGCAGUUCCUCAAAGAUGCCUCGGAGCCCAUCAGUGUGAGGAAAUUCAAGGGACAGACAGUCGCAGUAGACACAUAUUGCUGGCUUCAUAAAGGGGCAUUUUCUUGUGCAGAGAAACUUGCCAAAGGGGAGCCAACUGACCAGUAAGUUGUUUUAUAGAUAUCUCAGUAUGCAUUAACUAUAACCACCUAACCUUAUUAAUAUAACUACCUACCCCUAUGCAUUUUCUUUCACAUAGGUAUGUGACAUACUGCAUGAAAUUUGUGGACAUGCUGUUGUCUUUUGGUGUGAAGCCCAUCUUGGUGUUUGAUGGCUGCAAUCUGCCUUCAAAACAGGAAGUGGACAAAGCUCGCAGAGAGUAAGUGUGUGCGGACCUGUAAUAUUCUUUAAAGUUAAGAUGGUGAUUGAAUUAAUGUUAGGCCUAGAUGGUAUUUGCUGUAAUGUGUUGUCUCCUUUAAUGAAAUAAAAUCUCUCCCUGUACUUGUCUAUGUCGUUUCUUUAACAGAACAGAGUAAAUAUUUUUGCCAAAAAAGUUAGAUCUCAUGUCUGUCUUCCAGGCGUCGUCAGGCAAAUCUGCAGAAAGGCAAGCAGCUCCUACGUGAGGGAAAGAUUUCAGAAGCCAGAGACUGCUUUACCCGCUGUGUUAACGUCACCCCUUCCAUGGCCCAUGAUGUCAUCAAGGCAAGUGUUUCCAAUCCUGCUAAAACUGUUCAGAUGAAAGAAUGUUUUCUACUGAUCAGUAUUUUUCACUGAAACCUAUGCUGCAUAUCUUGAAUGAAGCGUGUCUAUUUGUGCAGUGGUUUACUCUGGCUUAACCAGUUAAACUCAAGUCAUCUGGUUUGUUAUGCACUACUUCAUGUUUAUGAUUGCAAAUGGGUGGCUUACAUUUUUUUAUUCAGCUGAAAUAAUGUUCUAUCCUCUAGGCAGCAAGGACCAGAGGUGUGGACUGUGUGGUGGCCCCAUAUGAAGCUGACGCCCAGCUGGCCUUCCUUAACAAGGCUGGCAUUGCACAGGCUAUCAUCACUGAGGACUCAGACUUACUGGCGUUUGGCUGCAAAAAAGUACAGUAUUAGGAACUUUAAGAUGGUGCUCACUGUGGAAUUUCUGUAAUGCAUUUGUCACAAUCAUCUGGCUUUAAAGUAACUGUCCGGUUUCUCCAGAUUUCUAUGCAAUAUGACCAAUAAUUAAUUAAAAUAUGGUUGAAAUAGUUUUCCUUUCAAAAAAAUUGUAAUUAAGUACGUUAAAAAGCAGCUUUCCUGUGUUAGAAUGGUGUGGGCGUACACCAACGUAAUGUGUUGGUUUUUGUCAAAUAAUUCACGUGUGAUUUUUGCCAAAUACGAGUAAUGGCAGAUUUGAAUUCUGUCUUAAAGGGUAUGAUUUUUAAUCAAAGUAUACUUACUAGAAGAUGAUGAGAUUUUGUAUGGACAGAUAGUACUCUCAAGUGAAUUGUCACAAGUCAAUGCACUAAUGGUAAACCAUAAUGUGACUGUUCUCGUCAGUGUCCUAAACUGCAACGGAAGCGAGUGACCGGAUGGGCGGUCCGUCUGGUAAGUUCACAAAAGUAUCGCAUUAUCUCCGGUUGACAUCUACCUCGCCAUGGCUGCUUGGAAGCCUGUGAAAUGCUGAUGCAGGCACCCGGACAAUUAGAGUUGAAAUGAGUAGACCAGGGCUCCUAACAAACUAUUCAAAGGCCCUCUACUGUGACUUCUUUACGUGGAGUGGCCAUACUAAGGACUGUGUGCCAACGUAGUAAUUGAUGCUUGUUAACCAACCUUUACACGUCGUUUACCCACAUGUAAUAUCCAUUCAUCCCCCGCACAUUGACUUGAAACGUAUCUGUUAGAUGUACAGUUUUUUUUUUUCUCUCACACUUUUUUGUUGCGACUUUUUGUUAAAAUCAAUAUGGUAGGUUAAGUAGAUUAUGUAACCUCACUGGAUUGGCUCAUGACAUACAAACUUGAUGAUGGUAAUGACCAUAAAGUGUUCUGCUUGUCAUCUCGCUCAGGUGAUCCUAAAGAUGGACAAACAGGGGAACGGUCUAGAGAUUGACCAGAACCACCUGGGGCGGUGCCGCUCUCUGGGUGAUGUCUUCACCGAGGAGAAGUUCCGCCACAUGUGUAUUCUCUCUGGCUGUGACUAUCUGUCCUCGCUCUAUGGGAUUGGCUUGGGCAAAGCCUGUAAACUGCUGAGGAUGGCAAACAACCCUGACAUCAUUAAGGUAAGUUUGAAUGAGAAUUGGUAGUAGAACUUGCACAGUGGUAUAAAUUAAACUAUUAUGAAAAUGGCCCCUCUAACUUGUUGAUUUACUUUCAGGUGAUAAGGAAGAUGGGCCAGUACCUGAAGAUGAACGUGGUUGUGCCAGACGAGUACAUUGAUGGCUUUGUUAAGGCCAAUAACACCUUCCUCUACCAGCUGGUGUUUGACCCCAUCAAGAGGAAGGUGGUGCCUCUCAACCCCUAUCCAGAGCACAUGGACCCUGCCACCCUCAGCUACGCUGGCUGGUAUCCUUUCACUCAGUGGCAGGCCUGACUCCUGCUCUAUACCUGUUGAUUAGUAGCUAAAUAGAAAAUAAGACACUGGUUGUUCCCAUUUACUACCAGUAAAAUGUGUUGUCCUUAAUGCUUAAUCCAGUAAUUUAGGAGAUUGCAAAGGUUUACAGAUGGCCCUGGGAAACUUGGAUAUCAACACCAUGGAGAGGAUUGAUUACUUCAACCCAGAUGCUGCAAAUGUCAAGGUAAAGGUACUAGGUAGAAUGACUAACAUAAUAGUCAUUUCUGUACAAACACUACUCAUUCAUCAUCACAGUAAGUUGUACUGCUAGGUUGUUGUUUUGCUUGUGUACUUAGCUAUUUUUACAGUCAAUCAAUACAAUUGUAUGAAUAUUUAACUUGCAAAUGUGAGUGCUUAACCUAGCCUGACCCCAGAUCUGUAUGCUGUACAUGUAUGGCAUGACAACCAUAGAGGAGUUUGCUAAAGCGCACGUCAUUUACGGUAACGUAUCUAAAUCCUUCCUCCCUUUGUGUUUCUUAGCCAGUGAAACCACGCAGUCGUGACUGGAAUGCCAGCCAGGAGACUCGGGCCUCCAUACACCCUAGCAUCUGGAGCAGAGGUUACACACCAGGCACCCUCUCUGCCUCCCAGCCUGUGGGCUCUCCAGAGAGGCCCCCUUCAACCAGGGGAAAGGAGCGGGUCAUCAGUGUGCAGGGGCUGAGGCUUCCUCAAAGGAACACCCAGGUUAAGAGGCCCAGAGAAGGUGAGAUUAGUCUGCUAUCUCAUUGUUGCUCCCAUGUUUGAGAGGUGCUCUUUUCAAUCACUAUAGGAAGGAAGAUUACUUGAUUAACCCAGCUCUGUUUAAAUAUAGGUGUGAGGAUUUGGGAUUGUUCAGGGGGAAACACAUUUUUAUUGCCAUAACAUCCCAGUUCAUCUUGUGAAGUUUUAUCAGUCAUUCUAUAGUAAAGCCUCUACUUGUAUUACAUUUUGAAGCUCCACCCAAUGUUACGUUCAUAUAGAACAGGAAAAACCUACACUUUGUCAUUUAUAUAAAAAGUUUAUCAAUGUAUUUGAUUAAUGUAUACCUCAAACAUUCUUUCCAAGUGGUUUUGAUAAAUAUUUGUUAUAUUAUAGACUUCUGAUUUCCUUCAUCUCCCAAAGACUCUGGUGUUUCAGAGCAGGAUGUGCUGCAGCAGUACUCUCCCUCUGGUCAGAAGAGGUCCAGAGGGGAGGAGGACCCUGAACCCACAGAGAGCCAACACAUCUCCACAUGCCCCCGGUCCAGUGCCACUGCUGCUGCUACCCAUCCCAGACCCCGCAACCGCUUCGCCACCCUGCUACAGAGGAGGAACCAGGAUGGAGUUGGAGACGGGCAGGGAAUGCGAAGCAGGUAUGAUCUUAUAAUACACACUUUUAGUCAUUGCAACAGCAACUUUAUUUUAUAGGAAAUCUUUCUUUCGAACUCGUCUUAUCUUUUACAUCACUGAAAUUGACCUACCUAAAACCACUGGUUCUUCCAAUUGUUUUCCUGAUCCCAUUGUUUUGCCCACAUUUCUUCAUGUUUUGUGAUACUGUCUGACUAAAUGGUGGAUAUUUUCCCCUAUAGGUUCUUCUGUAGUGGCAGAAGCUCCAGUGAGGUGGUCAGCUUGAAUCAGGUGUCUUUUGUCAAAGGGGAGGUGUCUCAGGAUGAGGUCACAGAGGACCCCAGUAACGAAUAUUGUGUCGUGGGAUAUGCUGAGACAGAGGAGAAUGACUCUGUUGACCUUCAUAGCCCACCCCCCUCCUCUCUGCCUGCCAGUCAAGGGCUAGGGGUGUUCCGCUGGUCAGGCAGCUCCUCGGAGAGAUCCAGGACCCUGACACCCACAUCCGGCCUCUCGGCCCUGCAGCAGUUCCAGCGCAAGAAGGAAAGCUUCUCCUGGAGCCAGGAAGGCCAGAGGACUCGGAAGACCCCUAGAGCCCCAUCUCCCAUCCUGGGCCAAGAGGACAAGGAUUCACCACCAAACUCUCCACCGUCUCAGGACAGUGCCUACUUCUCUCAGCAUAACCACACAUCCUGCAGUGUAGUGGAAGUGUCCCCACCCACUCGGCUGGAGGAUGCCACCACACCUGUACGUCACUGUUUCCUCUGUUAAUUAGUAAUGCGUAGGCGUCAUAACACUUGCAUGUGCAUUACUGCAAGCUAGUUGAGUGUGCAUAUGCAUGGCUUUUUAGGUUGUGGUUUGGAUGAGUGGUGGCGGUGGCUUUAUUAAUUUACUGCCUGUCUUCUGUUUUCUAAGAUAAUUUACUCAAGUAAGGAUUCAGACUCUGGCAAAAGCCCCAGUUCCUCUCCAACAGCGGAUGAAAAGAAACCCAGCACAAUGAGAGCGAAGGUAGCUUACUUUAUGUGGGACCAUUUUGUAUCAUGUUGGUUCAAUAGAGAUUUGGCAUCUAGAACACUUUUGUGAUGAACAUGCUAUAUCCCCACAGUGAAUUUUCCUUCCCUUCUCUCUCACCAGGUGGCAGGUCUACCGCGGAUGAAACCCGGUGACCAAGGGAAAGGGACAAAGAUCCGACACUCUGCCCCAGCCAAGGCCAGUGGCCUCCGUAAAAAGCCUGCAGGGCCUGGAAAGAAACUCGCCACCAACAAUGAGAACAACCCUGGCCUCCAGGCCACCAUCAGUGGCCUCUGGAAAAACUUUGGUUUUAAGUAAGUGAGGGUAAUCAUAACCUGCAUACUUAAAAUCAUAGACUGCAUAUCAUUAGUCCUCAGCCCAGUAGCUGGAUUACACCUUUCAAUUGUCUUUGCUUUAUAAAAGAUUAUAGAUUAGGCCUAAUACCAACCUUCAACAGUAGUCCCCAUACUUGUAUUUUUCCCUUUGAACACAACCAAUUUGUGUUCAAAGGAUCUGUCACAAACUUGUCUCAAAUUUCUAUACUGAACAAAAAUAUAAACAUAACAUGCAACAAUUUCAAGGAUUUUACAGAGUUACAGUUCAUAUGAGGAAAUCGGUCAAUUGAAAUAAAUUCAUUAGGCCCUAAUCUAUGGAUUUCACAUGACUGGGUAUACAGAUAUGCAUCUGUUGGUCACAAAUGCCUCACAAUGGGCCUCAGGAUCUCGUCACAGUAUUUCUGUGCAUUCAAAUUGCCAUCGAUAAAAUGCAAUUGUGUUUGUUGUCGGUAGCUUAUGCCUGCCCAUACCAUAACCCCACCGCCACCAUUGGGGCACUCUGUUGACAUCAGCAAACCACUCACCCACACAAUGCUAUACACGUGGUCUGCGGUUGUGAGGCCGGUUGGACAUACUGCCAAAUUCUCUCAAAUGACGGAGGCGGCUUAUGGUAGAGAAAUGAACGUUUAAUUCUCUGGCAACAGCUUUAGUGGACAUUCCUGCAGUCAGCAUGCCAAUUGCACCACCCCUCAAAACUUGAGACAUCUGUGGCAUUGUGUUGUGUGACAAAACUGCACAUUUUAGUGGCCUUUUAUUUUCCCAAGCACAAGGUGCAUCUGUGUAAUGAUCAUGCUGUUUAAUCAGCUUCUUGACAUGCCACACCUGGCAGGUGGAUGUAUUAUCUCGGCAAAGGAGAAAUGCUCACUAACAGGGAUGUAAACAAAUGUGUGCACAAUUUGAGAUAAAUAAGCUUUUUGUGCAUAUGGAACAUUUCUGAUAUUUUAUUUCAGCUCAUGAAACAUGGGACCCACAAUUUGGAUGUUGCGUUUUUAUAUUUUUGUUCAGUGUCGCAGUCAUUCACUCAAGUGAAGACAAGUGGAAUCUGAAACAAAACAUAUUCAGUACUCUAUGUAGCCAACAGAGGCAGCAUUCUACCGAGGUAUUAUGUUGAUGCCAAUGUGUGGUAUGUAACUAAAUGCUUAUGUAAAAGAGUGAGUGAUUCAGUCUAUUAGAUCUGGGUGUGGUCUGGCAAAUUGCAAAGGGACAUUCUGUCAUUACUACUUGGACGUUUUAAGAAUGGGUGUGCAGUAAUGCAUUACUUUCUAGUGAACCACAGGCACCAGUCGCAAUGGCACGUACAUAUGACACGUGAUGAGCAUGACAGAGUAUGAUUUAAUUAAUGGAAUGUGUCCUUAUUUCUUUAUUCAGCAGAAAUGUUUCUCAAUCGUUUUCAUUUUACUAAACAUGGGGGUACAAGCUACACUGAACAAAAACAUAAAUGCAACAUGUAAAAUGUUGGUCCCAUGUUUCAUGAGCUGAAAUAAAUGAUCCCAGAAAUGUUCCAUAUGCACAAAAAGCUUAUUUCUCUCAAAUGUUGUGCACAAAUUUGUUUACAUCCCGAGUAUUUCUCCUUUACCAAUAUAAUCCAUCCACUUGACAGGUGUGGCAUAUAAAGAAGCUGAUUAAACAGCAUGAUCAUUACACAGGUGCACCUUGUGCUGGGAACAAUAAAAGGCCACUCUAAAACAACACAAUGUCUCAAGUUUUGAGGGAGUGUGCAAUUGGCAUGCUGACUGUAUUAAUGUCUACCAGAGCUGUUGCCAGAUAAUGUUAUUUUCUCUACCAUAAGCCGCCUCCAACAUCGUUUUGGAGAAUGUUGCAGUCCGUCCAACCGGCCUCACAACCGCAGACCACGUAUGGCGUCGUGUGGGUGAGCGGUUUGCUGAUGUCAACGUUGUGUACAGAGUGCCCUGUGGUGGGGUUAGGGUAUGGGCAGGCAUAAGCUACGGACAACGAACACAAUUGCAUUUUAUUGAUGGCCAUUUGAAUGCACAGAGAUACCGUGACAAGAUCCUGAGGCCCAUUGUCGUGCAAUUAAUCCGCCGCAAUCACGUCAUGUUUCAGCAUGAUAAAUAUUUUAAAUUGUUGCGUUUUAUAUUUUUCAGAAUAGAUCACAGCUUUACCAAAUAUAUGAUAAUCAUCUCUUUCUUGUGACAUACUUUUCAUGGGAACUACGUUAAGUAUGUGUUUGUCUGUGUUGCAGAGAAAAUCCAAAGAUAAACCCCUGUAAGAAAGGAGAGCCCAUGUCACCAGUGAAGGACAACGUGCUGGCCUUCACACCUGAAACGGACAAGGAUAUUUACUUAAUCUCUAGUGUUCAGAAAACACUCUGA